Molecule: messenger RNA, 588 nt
Organism: Fraxinus pennsylvanica
Lineage: Eukaryota; Viridiplantae; Streptophyta; Magnoliopsida; Lamiales; Oleaceae
Source: the annotation of a GenBank genome assembly
AUGAGCUGGAACUCACAGAUGGAAGUUCAUUAUCCAAACCAUGCCAUGCCUUCUAAUUCGAUGGGAAGCUUUGUGGAUAUUUUUGGAGGUCUUACCUAUGAUUACGGAAAUUUCGUUUUUGCAGAUGCUCCUUUUCAGGAGAGUUCUUAUGCAGCAGCAAAUACUAAUUUGUACAAAUACGCGGUUUCCGAACCUGGAAGUUUCUCAUUCUAUGAAUAUUGGCCAGGUUAUGUGGUAAAUGAUCAAAUGACAGGAAUUGAUGAAUAUAACAAGCAUUUGCAAAGCCCUUCAUCUGUGGCUGAUGAUCAGGCUACAGUUUCACAUGUGAAUCGGGAAGGACAUUCGAGCUACACUUCACAUGAUGAUCCUUUGGAGUGUCCACGGAAUCAUCAGAAUACUCGUGAUUAUGAGAUUGUUUGGCAAGACAACAUUGACCCUGACAACAUGACAUAUGAGGAGUUACUUGAGUUGGGUGAAUCAGUUGGAAAUCAAAGCAGGGGUCUUUCUCAAGAACUUAUUGCAUUGCUCCCAAUAUCAAAGUUCAAGUGUGGUUUAUUCUCGAGAAAGAGAUUUAAAGCUGAAAGGUAA